CACCCUUCCCCUGGGGGAGCGAUGGGACCCAGGGUAGGGGGAAAUUAGCACCAGGCUAGGGUAGCCUGUGGGUGUGCUAGGGACCUCCCCAGCACCCUUCCCCCGGGGCAGCGAUGGGACCCAGGGUAAGGGGAAAUUGGCACCAGGCCAGGGUAGCCUGUGGGUGUGUUAGUGACCUCCCCCAGUACCCUUCCCCUGGGCUGUGGAGUGUAAGCAGUGAGUGGGCAGUACACGGAGUCGUGUGCGAAGAGAAAUCUUUAAUAAAAAAAACAACUGGCGCAAGCCCCUACAUGAAGAUCUGCCUCCGAGUCAUCAUUUACGCCCCAACAACACUAACGAAUUGGCCACGUUCUGUUCACGUGACAAACCCCCUUUACUAUCUGGCCGUGUCGGGUGGCGUCGUCUUUAUUUACGAGAUAUAAACCAAACAAAAAAAAAACCUCAUGAAUUCGUGAAGAAGGGGUGGUGGUGGGGGCGGGAGAGAGGCUUUGUCACGUAAACAGAACGCGCCAAUUCGUUGCCAAAGUACAGCGCUACAUUUAUUUAUUUAAAACUAAUUCAGCAUUUUACACCGCGCUUGCAAAUUUGCUUCAACGAAGUUUUUUUCAAAUCGCCGCGGUCCCUCCCCCCUGACUGCAGCGCGUUGCGGAAACACACGUGCUCGUCAGCACCCCCCCCACGCCGCUCGCGUUUAAUUCCGGGGAAAGAGAGAGAGAGGGGGGUUAAAACAAAACAAAAAAACACACAAAGAGUUUGUCGUCGCGAUUACAGAUGGCGUGCGUAGUGGCCACCCCGUUGCUGGAGCCGAGCGGGGACUUCCCGGCGUGGCUGGAGGCGCAGGGCGUGAACGCGGAAGUGGCCCGGGCCAUGGACUCGGAGCUGGGCAUCCGGGACUACGGGGUCCUGCGCGCCUGCGUCGGGGACGGCCUCGUGCGGGCCGAGCUGCUGGCCACGGCACGCGACCGCCUGCCCUUCGGCUUCUACGCCGUGCUGCGGCAGGUGGUGAAAGCCCUGCAGGGCGCCGAGCACCAAGAUGCUGGGACACCGCACUGGGACGACGCCGCAACCGCCUCCAACCCGGGCGACAUGACGCUGGGAGGCCUGGUGGACGUGCUGCUCGCUCUGUUCAGCGGCUUGAGCCGCGAGUUGCUGUUGUCCGCACAGAAGCUGGGAGACAUGGACAAAAAUGGAACAUGCGCUGUUGGUUCCCCUUCAGCCGCCGGGGCUGAAACACCUUUAGACAAUGAGAUUCAUGAAAUGAAUGAUUACGCAGUAAAUGAUGAGGGUGGAGAGAACUCAUCUCCAGACAAGGACGACAUGGAGCCCCACCAUACAUUUUUUCCAGUAAAAUCAGAGGUUGAUAAAGGUAGAGACGACAGCGAAGGUCACUCAGGAUUCAUCAUCGAAGAUGCAUUCUUGUGUAAAGAGGUGGGAUUGGACGUCAUGAACGUUGUGAAAGUUUCACAGAUUGAGGAGCAGACGGAGAGCCACACUGAAGUUGAAGACAAGAGCACCGUGCAUGUGACCAGAUUUAUCAAGGCAACAGAGCACAUUCCUGAGAGAGUGGGGGCUCCGAGCAUCAAUGACCGUCUACCAAAUGAUGGGCAAAACAUUUUUGAAGACAACACACCAUUAGAGCAACAGCAGCCUUUAAGUAAAACCACAAGCCCUCCCGUUUUUCUAACAGCAAACGUUAACAGCGGCACGGAGAAGAAGCCUUACCAGUGCUCCGUGUGCAAAAAGAGCUUCACGUGGAACUCGCACCUGGUUGAACAUCAACGCAUACACACGGGUGAGAAACCGUACCGCUGCAAGACGUGUGACCAGUCCUUCGUGCAGUCGUGCCACUUGAAGACGCACAUGCGGACGCACACUGGCGAGAAGCCCUACCUGUGCACAACGUGCACCCGCAGCUUCUCACGUAGCCACCACUUGAAGGCGCACCAGCGCAUGCACACGGGCCAGAGGCCGUUCCAGUGCAAGAUUUGCAAUCAUAGUUUUUCACGGACGGGAAUGCUGAAGGCACACGAGCGCUCGCACACGGGCGAGAGGCCCUACCGGUGCAAGAUGUGUGACAGCAGCUUCUUGCGUAGCCACCACUUGCAGGUGCACGAGCGCACCCACACGGGCUUCCGGCCGUACCAGUGCAAGGUGUGCGCCAGCAGUUUCAUGCGUAGUCAUCACUUGAAAGUUCACGAGCGCAUGCACGUCGGAAAUGACUCGCAGCAGUGAGGUGUGUGUAUAUAUGUGUGUGUGCUCGUGUCUUGAUGCUUUGUGUUUACGUCUGCCCCCCGACGGUUAGGAAUUACCACAAGGAGUUUGAGGCCAAUGCUGUGAGCUGAUGGACAAACCCUCUUUGGCCGCAUUUUAGGAAUAGGCAGGCUACAGCUUUCAUAUUAUAAUAAUAUAAUAUAAUUGUUUUUUACCCUUUUAUCUGGCAAUAAAACUGACCUAUUUUACAAGGAGUCAUGUUUGCAUUGACCACAAUACCU
Messenger RNA from Petromyzon marinus (sea lamprey), 2492 nucleotides. RefSeq lists its product as uncharacterized. Gene Ontology annotation, cellular component: nucleus. Gene Ontology annotation, biological process: regulation of gene expression. The record is from RefSeq and is a predicted model, not a curated record. NCBI's taxonomy places the organism in Eukaryota, Metazoa, Chordata, Hyperoartia, Petromyzontiformes, Petromyzontidae.